GUGGUGUUGGGAGAAUGCUUUGUGCUCUGUUGAGGAAGGAGAAAGAAACUUUGCACCAGAAUUAAACUAACUCAUGUUUUACUCAGUUAUGAAACCAUCUUAUUUAUUCAUUCAUUCAUUCGUUUGUUUGUUUGUGUUUGUUUGUUUAUUUAUUCAUUCGCCAUGUAUUUUUAUAUGAUAUGUGACUUGUGUAAAUAAAGUGUUGUAAAAGGUUUUUUAAAAAAAAGCCCCCCCUCACUGUGAGGAUGUGGUAAAGCUUUAACACACACCUCUGCUCUGUCAGUCAGUCAGCCAUUAGAAGGACAAGAUGGGGCUCGGUCCACUGCCUGUGAUGCUCUUGCUGAUUUCACUCAUACCAGUGGUACAGGCUCAAGGGAGUCCUAAAGCUGUGGUGUCCAUAAAGCCUGAUACACAUGUGUUCACUGGAGAGACUGUUACUCUCAGAUGUGACAUACAGGGAGGAGGAGACACUCAGUGGACUUACAGCUGGAAUAAAGAUAAUAAACUCUAUUCAAAUGGAAAUAAGAGAGAUUUCAUAGACAACAAAAUGCAAAUGUUAGAAAUCUGGUAUGUUGAAGACUCUGACAGUGGAACCUACACCUGCAGAGGACAUGGGGGAUACAAUCAGAGCUCAGUGAUCAGUGAUGAUGUUACACUGACUGCAUCAGGUGAGUCUGUGUGUUUUUAUUUCUUAUUUAAUAUCUUCACAUUAUUUUUAGGGUUCAGAUUUUGAGUUGUCAGAAACUGAGUCCCUGUUUAAUUAAUAUUGACUUUUACUUCCUUGUCUAGUAAACACCAAUUUAUAAGUAAUUAGAAUUAGAAGGUUUUAUCUGUGAAUUCUGUAAUUGAGAGAUUUUUAUCAUCAUCAUCCACAUCAGUCUCUGUCUCAUCACAGAAAUCCCUCACAAUGUUUAAACACAAGCCUC
Molecule: messenger RNA, 926 nt
Organism: Tachysurus fulvidraco (yellow catfish)
Lineage: Eukaryota; Metazoa; Chordata; Actinopteri; Siluriformes; Bagridae
Product: fibroblast growth factor receptor-like 1
Exons: 3
Coding region: 308-733 (141 amino acids)
Biological process (GO): cell surface receptor signaling pathway
Molecular function (GO): transmembrane signaling receptor activity
Source: RefSeq, a predicted model, not a curated record